GAUAUGGCCCUUGUUGCUCCUGAAGCACCUUCAGAACAAGCUAGAAGAGUUUUCCAGACAUAUGACCCUGAGGAUAAUGGUUUUAUACCUGACACUCUGCUAGAAGAUGUAAUGAAGGCUCUGGACCUUGUUUCAGAUCCUGAAUAUGUAAACCUCAUGAAGACCAAAUUAGACCCAGAAGGACUGGGCAUCAUAUUACUGGGUCCCUUUCUGCAAGAAUUUUUCCCUGAGCAGGACUCCAGGGUUUCAGAGUCGUUCACUGUUUACCAUUACAAUGGACUGAAGCAAUCUAACUAUAAUGAAAAGGUCAUGUAUGUGGAAGGCACAGCAGUUGUUAUGGGUUUUGAAGAACCAAUGCUACAGACCGACGACACUCCUGUGAAACGCUGCUUGCAAACCAAAUGGCCAUAUAUAGAAUUACUCUGGACCACAGAUCGAUCUCCUUCUUUAAAUUGAUAUGUUGUACAUAAACAUCAUACUACUAUCGAAUGCUUGAAUGGGGAUACAAGAGUCCGUAUUUGCUCGGAAAAGGGUAUACUUUGACUGUGUGGAGUUAUACACUGGUAUCAUUAAUGAAUUGUAAAUAACGAUUACAAACACUUUUUCAGUGUUAAUUGGAAUAUUUAAUUUUUUAAUCAGAUUGAUUUCUAUUAUAAUAGUUUGUCUUUUUUGGCCACUGUAGUACUGUUAAUGUGAGUUAUCCUAAAAAAAAAAAAGCCUACUUAUAAAGUCUUAAGAUUUGCCAUCUCAUGAAGAUUUGAAAAUCAUCUGAUAUUGCAGAAUCUGCAUAUUAGAUGUCAGAUCUUUAAAACAUAAAACACAUUCAGCUUCCUCUGGACCAUAUAGGCAUGCUUUAUUAUUUAAAUUAUAUUGGCUUACAUUACAGUACCAUAAUGUGUGGACUAGUCUGGCCUUUGCACUGGAUAUGUUUUAAUGAGUUUAAAUUUUCUGCAGUUUUUCCUAAAAUCUAAUUUUACAUAAAGAGCUUGCACAAUGUGACAUAAAUAUGAUACAUUUUUAGAAAUAUUAAUUAGUAUAAUUCAUAGAUACUCUUUCUUGGCAGUUGUAUAUUACUGUGGCUUAGUUAUCGGGCAUGUUAAAAGUGAACACAAAAUCUGAGGAAAAACAGAUGUAUUAAUAUUUAUUUGAAUUUGUAUAAAAGAAAUGUAAAAACAUCGGAAAGAAUUUCUUGUUCUAUAAUCUCUAACCUAUUAAAACUUAAAAUAUUGCCAAAUACCUCUUCUCAAUUUGUCCAAACAGCAGUGUAAGCCAGCGUUAUUGUAUGUGUUAAGUGCAUGAGAACAUCUGUUAUUACAUUAUUAUAUUCCUUUAUUUAUUACCAACUUGUUAGCCCUAAAAUAAAAUCUUUUCCUUGAAUCAU
Messenger RNA from Phaethon lepturus (White-tailed tropicbird), 1381 nucleotides. RefSeq names its product family with sequence similarity 188, member A (gene MINDY3). Gene Ontology annotation, biological process: protein K48-linked deubiquitination. The transcript is spliced from 5 exons. The record is from RefSeq and is a predicted model, not a curated record. Gene Ontology annotation, molecular function: cysteine-type deubiquitinase activity; K48-linked deubiquitinase activity. The annotation marks the transcript as partial. Lineage: Eukaryota; Metazoa; Chordata; Aves; Phaethontiformes; Phaethontidae.